Apodemus sylvaticus (European woodmouse) is the source of this 3535-nucleotide messenger RNA. It is a transcript of the gene Slc16a7, whose product is annotated as solute carrier family 16 member 7. Gene Ontology annotation, biological process: transmembrane transport; monocarboxylic acid transport. The record is from RefSeq and is a predicted model, not a curated record. Lineage: Eukaryota; Metazoa; Chordata; Mammalia; Rodentia; Muridae. The coding region runs from base 505 to 1962 and encodes 485 amino acids. The transcript has 8 exons. Gene Ontology annotation, cellular component: membrane. Gene Ontology annotation, molecular function: monocarboxylic acid transmembrane transporter activity.
CGCUCUCGGGCACCCCAGGCCGCCUCCGCUCCCGCACCCCUCCCCCGGACCUGGGUAGGCGAGGACACGUCAGGGGACAUAAAUAAAUAAAUAAAUCCAUUCAGCGGAUGACAGCGAGGCCAGGCGGCUGCAGCUGGGCGGGGGGAGCCGGAGAGCGGCGGUGCGCACCGGGUGUCAGAGCCAGAUAACAGUACACCAUGUGUAAUCAUGAAUGCUGUACCCAUCUAACUGCACUGUACUUCAUAUGCUACUAGGAGUGAAGCUUGGCGUGUGGUGCUUUCCUGCAGAUACUUACACAAGGGUAUCCGGGCACCGUGAACUCACAACAGUACAUCAAUAGAGCUACCUUAUAAUCUGGAGUCUGCUCUACCUCUCCCUUCAUAUUGCCUUCAAAUACUGCACGUCAACAUACAGUGACUAGGCUUAAAUAUUCUACGUACCACCCAAAGCUGUUAAAGUGGUCAUCUGACGACAGGUCACUUUAGUGUCCAGUAGAAGAGCAGAAUGCCAUCAGACGCUUCCUCUGUACCGCUGCCAUACCCACCUCCUCCCGACGGGGGGUGGGGCUGGAUGGUGGUCUGCGCAUCCUUUAUCUCCAUUGGAUUUUCAUACGCCUUCCCCAAAGCUGUCACAGUCUUCUUCAAGGAUAUCCAGGAAAUAUUCCACACCACCUCCAGUCAGAUCGCCUGGAUAUCGUCCAUCAUGCUGGCUGUCAUGUACGCGGGAGGUCCCAUCAGUAGUGUGUUGGUGAAUAACUAUGGCAGCCGUCCUGUGGUGAUAGUGGGAGGAUUGUUAUGCUGCAUGGGAAUGAUCUUGGCCUCUUUCAGCAACAGCGUGAUAGAGCUUUAUCUCACCGUUGGCUUCAUUGGAGGUUUAGGAUUAGCAUUCAACCUGCAACCAGCCUUAACAAUAAUCGGAAAAUACUUCUAUAGGAGACGACCCCUUGCAAAUGGCUGUGCCAUGGCUGGAAGUCCUGUUUUCCUAAGCACACUGGCUCCUUUCAAUCAGUACCUAUUCAACAGCUAUGGCUGGAAGGGGAGUUUUUUGAUUUUGGGAGGCAUAUUUUUGCACUCCUGUGUGGCCGGGUGCCUCAUGAGACCUGUCCAGGCAAGUCCACGUGCUAAGAAGUCUAAAACUAAGGUUGCCUCAAGACAUGAUUCAAGUACGAAGAAAGCCAGUAAGGUAUCAACAGCGGAAAAGAUUAAUAAGUUUUUAGAUUUCAGCCUUUUUACGCAUAGAGGAUUUUUGAUCUACCUAUCUGGAAAUGUCAUAUUGUUUUUAGGGAUGUUUGCCCCUAUUAUAUUCUUGGCUCCAUAUGCUAAACACAAAGGAGUGGAUGACUAUAACUCAGCUUUAUUACUGUCUGUGAUGGCUUUUGUCGAUAUGUUUGCUCGGCCUUCUGUAGGAUUGAUAGCCAACACUAGCUUGAUCCGUCCACGAAUCCAGUACCUCUUCAGCUUUGCCAUCAUUUUUACCGGCAUAUGCCAUCUCUUAUGCCCUUUUGCACAUGACUACUCAGCCUUGGUCGUCUACGUCAUAUUUUUUGGCUUGGGAUUUGGAAGUAUUAGCAGCCUCCUCUUUGAAUGUCUUAUGGACCUUGUUGGACCUACCAGGUUCUCCAGUGCUGUGGGACUGACAACCAUUGUGGAGUGUUGCCCAGUUCUUUUCGGCCCUCCUUUGGCUGGUAAAUUGCUUGAUGUAACUGGAGAAUAUAAAUACCUGUACGUAGCCAGUGGGGCAGUCGUGUUAUUUUCAGGCACUUACCUAAUGAUUGGCAAUGCUAUAAACUAUAGACUUCUCGACAAGGAAAGGAAGAGAGAGAAGGCAAGGAAGAAGAAACCAGCUACGCAGCCGUCCAGAGAAAUGGAGGCCUUUAGCAGACCUAAACAGGACGAAGUUACUGUCAAAGUUUCCAAUGCACACAAUCCUCCCUCAGACAGGGACAAAGAAAGUAGUAUUUAACAAGUCUCAUCUCCGAAUCAGUGUUCAUGAAUUUAAUUAUGACUUUCUUUGUGUGUGUUUUUUUUUUCAAAGAAUUGCAAAGAAUUUUAGCUGCAACAAUAAGAUCACAAACAGUAACAAAACUGGCAUCUUCCUCAAUGACAUACUAUAAAUUAACACUUUAACAUUUGUUGCGAUGGUUAACUUUUGAGAUUGUGCAUGUAGAAAAUCCACGCAGUUGCUCAUCUGCCCUUCUGAGUUGUGAUGAAAACAAAGAAUUUUUUAAAUCUUCUGCAUCCCAGACCUUGGCUUACCUAAGCACAAUUCAAUAUUAAUUCCACAUAAUGACUCUCUGGAAGGUUCAUUUUUUCAUCUGCUAUUAAGUCAUGAAGUGAAUUGAGGACAAUCAUUUUUUUCUUUUCAACACACAAAGAAUUACACAUGUAUCCACGCAAACACUGAGUAUUGGGAGAUCAUAAAGAAAUAAAUGAAUUUGAAAAAAUUAUUAUCAUAGUCAUUUUUAAGUCAAAGGAGAAAAAUUCCUCCAGGAAGCGGAAAUGUAUUAUGUUUGCAUGCAGUCUUGCAAGUCUGGAUUAAAAAUAACGGUCUACAGUGGAAAAAAUCAAAGUGCUUUAACUCAGAAAAAGGUAAAGGGAAAAAAAUUUACAUGGAUAAGUUUGGCUAAAACCAAACAGAACUAGUUUUCACCAUCAAUCUGUCACACUUGUGCCAGUUAAAUCCACACACCUGUUCACACAGUUUCUUUGAAAGGUCACAAUUAGCGACGGGUGAUAGACAAUAGAACCCCUCCAUUAAUUUCUAGAACUCAUACCUAACACAUACAUUGAUUUAAAAUUCAACGAUUGCACUGAACAGUCAUCUGAAUCCAUUGACAUUAAAAACCUCUUAAGCCGUGAUGUACAUCUUUUGAUAACUUUCUUUAAAACCAGGGCUCAAUGCAGAUUUAAUGGUCUGCUGAACUAUCCAAGUCAAACAGAUCAGAAGAACUGACAUGUUCAAGUAGUCUAGAUUCUAUUUUUCCCCAGCACAAAGUAGUGACAUAAACUUAAUCUCAUGAGUUCUACUCAUAGGAGUAGAACUGACAAGACCAGGGGUCAUUUCUGAGCCUGCUAACGAAGACUUAUAAUUCUUUACUACAGUAGGCAAAAUCAGAAAACAAACCAAGGUCUUGAAUUCCAUUCCAGAAGAUACCUCAUGGUAGAAAAGAGGGGAAACACUAGAAAAUUCUGCCCUCUACUGAUUGGACUACAUACAGCUGAGAAUAGAACCUGGAAGCUGAAGUGUGUCCCCAGGACAAUUCUGGCAAUAUAGGCUGUGAGGAUUGACAGGUCUGUAGUUUAUAACACAGUAGCAACAUGGCAGAGAAUGAUUGCUCAGGUUAUUGUAGCAUUUUGCUUUUCCAAACUUAAGGUGUCUAGAAUUCAAACUCAUUCUUACAACACUCUUUGAGAGGUCUGUAAUUUAUUAUUAGGUACAUAGCAACUGAAACUAAAUGUUCGUGUAUGUCUCAUGUCUCAUUUUCUGAUAAAUAUAGGAAGACUUUAGUUUUUUAUUAUUGAAUUAUUGAAGUCAC